This is a messenger RNA of Boeremia exigua, 1691 nucleotides long. Its product is annotated as 5-methyltetrahydropteroyltriglutamate-homocysteine methyltransferase. The coding region runs from base 391 to 1593 and encodes 400 amino acids. NCBI's taxonomy places the organism in Eukaryota, Fungi, Ascomycota, Dothideomycetes, Pleosporales, Didymellaceae. The record is from RefSeq and is a predicted model, not a curated record. The transcript is spliced from 2 exons. Gene Ontology annotation, molecular function: zinc ion binding; 5-methyltetrahydropteroyltriglutamate-homocysteine S-methyltransferase activity.
GUAAAGAAACGGGGCUGCACUCCAACCUCGUCACCAUAAUCCCUUACAAAGCUGAAGCACAAGGAAUUGGCGACAGUACCAUAACUUUCUCAGGCAGAGCUGACGUCACAAUGCGGGGCACCAUGUUUGAAGAUGCGGGGCAAGCAGUCAAUUUCGUCCAACGAAGCAGCGUGAUGCGACCUCACCAACUGCCGAUACGACUAAUACCCCAAGCCCUUGCAAAACCACGGCUCGGACCGAUAAUAGCGAUGCCCGGUAACAUAAGUGCUAUGGGCCGAUGGAAGCUCCGAUAGCUUCAGGACCUCUGUCUCCCCCAGAAGCCGACGAAUCUUAUACUCAGCAACGGCGUCCGUGUUUACUGUACAGGCUACAACGCAGCCAUCGCGACCCAUGUCUUUCUCCCUUCACCGCAGCCCGCCGUUCCGUGCUGAACACUUGGGCUCGCUCAAGCGUCCACAGUCGUUGCUCGAUGCACGCUACAAAGAGCACAAAUCUGCUUCCGAACUCGCUCCCCUUGAGGAUCGCGCCAUCGAGGACAUUGUCAAGAUACAGCUCGAUCUCGGUUUCUGCGGCAUAAGCGAUGGCGAGUACCGCAGACACAUGUUCUGGGGCACCUUCUGGCCCACCCUGGAAGGCAUGGAAGAGGUCCAGAAUCCGCCGCUCGAAACCUUCAGGACUUACGUGCCUGACAUUGCGGCUUUCUUGGAGAGCGGACAUCAGCCGGGCGAAAGUGUUUACUGCGUUGGUAAGAUCAAGCACACCGGAGAGAGUACGUACGUAUCUCAAGUGGAGUACUUGAAGACGCUGUUGCCAAAGGAAAGGUGGGGCGAUAUGAAGCUGACGCUUGCCGCGCCCAACUGGUACCAUCUCAGAUAUGUCGAUGGGAAGGCAUACCCAAAGAACGUCUACAAAAAUGACAAGGAGUACUUCGCGGAUGUCGCAAAAGCGUAUCAAGUCGAACUUGACAUCCUCUACAAGGCCGGACUACGGAACGUGCAGUUCGACGAUCCGAACCUGGCUUACUUUUGCUCUGAAAAGAUGCUCGAUGGCUGGAAAGAAGAUAAGACUAACACGGUUUCCGCCGACGAACUGCUCGAUCUGUACAUCCAGCUCUACAAUGACUGUAUCAGCCAGGUACCGUCUGACAUGCACAUUGGCGUGCAUCUCUGCAGAGGCAACUUUGUCAACUCGCGUCACUUCAGCGAAGGCGGCUACGACCGCAUCGCAACGAAGCUCUUCCAGCACAUGAACGUCCAGACUUAUUACCUGGAGUACGACACUCCGCGGGCCGGCGGCUUCGAGCCGCUUGCGCAUUUGCCAAAAAAUAAGAACGUCAUUCUGGGAGUUGUGACGAGCAAGUUCCCAGAGCUGGAGGAUAAGGAAGAGCUGAAGAAGAGGAUCUAUGCAGCAGCAGAUGUCAUGGCGAAGGGACAGGGGGAGAGUAGAGAGGACGCCUUAAAGAGAUGCGGUGUCAGCCCGCAGUGCGGUUUUGCGAGCCAUGCUGAGGGAAAUUUGAUUGACAUUGAAGGGAUGAAGAAGAAACUGCAGUUGGUACGAGAGGUUGCAGAUGAAGUGUGGCCAGGUGAGGCAUAACCUUCCUUGAAUUGGAAAUACACUGCUUUGUAGAACAGGAAUGUCGCGUGCAUGGAAUGUACCGUUCGAUCUGCCAAUUAAUCAGAUAUGUAUACAUC